Molecule: messenger RNA, 3758 nt
Organism: Amphimedon queenslandica
Lineage: Eukaryota; Metazoa; Porifera; Demospongiae; Haplosclerida; Niphatidae
Product: TBC1 domain family member 1-like
Exons: 20
Coding region: 92-3691 (1199 amino acids)
Source: RefSeq, a predicted model, not a curated record
UAAUGAGUUUGUGGUGAUAAGCAUCAGUUGAUUUCAACUUAUUAUUUCAAGUGUAGGAGAGGCAGUCACCAACUCACCAUUAGCUGUCAUAAUGUCUGAGAGUCAGAGCUUGUUCCAGGUCUAUUAUCUUGGUUGUCUUGAAGUUGAUAGAAGGUUUAGCUCUUCUGUAUUGCCUUGGAUCACGGAACAAUUGAAACUUGAACUGGAAGACAUGAAACUAGUUUGGGUAACCCUAGGUCCUUCCAGUAUUGGGUAUGUUGCUGAUUCAGGAGAGCACAUCACGAGUCAUCAGUACAAGUCCAUUAUUCGUUGGAGUCCUGGCCUUGAAGGAGUCUCCUUUGCUUAUAUCACUACUCAUGAUAAGGACAAUAAAACCUACUGCCAUGCUUUUCAAUGUCUUGAUUUGAAUGAGGCUAAGGUUAUUGUCCAGUUGUUUAACGAGUAUUGUUUAUCGUUUGAUGUUUCUUCUGAAGCACCUUUCAUGCUGUCUGGUGACAAACUGGCCAAUCUAAUUCAUCAAAACAAGAAAAAGACUUCAAAGUCUCGUGGAGGAGGAGCAGUCGCUAGACCAGUUGACCAGUUUAAUGUGAUUUAUUGUGGAUCAAUGAAAGCUAAAAUUAGGACUCCAAUUAAUGCUAAACUUGUUGACGGGUUUGUGUCCUGUUUGUCCAAGAGAGAAAAGCCUACUUCAGCUAAGAAGUACAAGAAAUGGCGUCAGACGAGAAAGAGGGGUUCCGUGAUACCUACCGCAACUAAAGCAGCUCCAGUGAACAGCAUGUUCAGGACAGGUAGUGUCAGUGAUGAAGGCAGCAGCGAUGUACAUGUACAUGUACAGCCUGACCCUGGUACUGAAGAACAACGGGUUAGGUCAACCUCUGAGGUAACGAAUAGUUCAAUUGAAGGAGAGUGUACUAACAAUGAUGAUAAUAAUGGAGGAGGAGGAGGAGGGGGAUGGGAUGUAUCAAAGAAAGAACAAGGUACACUAGUAAAGGAUGAGGAUAGACAUGAAGCAACUACUGAAGUAGGAGAGUCAGUGAGACCAGCUCCAGCAACACGUGUUGAAGUACUGGACAGUUCAACUGAAGUAGAUGAGGAAUUUGAUGAUACUGAUUAUAUACUGAUUGAUAAUGAUGAAGACUUUUAUGAUGUUCCUCCUGAUGUAUUUGAUUUACAGUCGGAGCCAGGGUUCUCAACAAUGAGUGUUGAUGAUGUCAUCAAAUGUGUCCGUGAGAAUCUAUCAAAUAAUAUAGAGACCACAUUAUACUUGUCAGGGUCUACUUGUGAAAUGAAACAGGAGAGUGAUUCAUUAAUAUUCAGUUAUAAUACUAAACGAGUUUUAGGAUGUGCCCAGGGUCUUCAGUUUUCAGACUAUGUUGGUUUUGUUACUAGAGAGAAAGGCUCUUCAGAUAUUACAUUUCAUUUGAUGUCCUCGAAAGCUGCAGCUGCCGUUAUAAAAUCAUUCAAAUCUUCUUUUGAUGAAUAUGUCUCACAAUCCCUUCCAUUCACAUUGUGCCACUCGUGUCCGAUAAAUACAUUCAAUAACAUCUGUCAACAAAUCAACGGUAGUGAGCUAAGUACUCGGUCAAUGUAUCGGCUGCUUGAAGUGUAUUUGAAUGAAAGUGAAAUAUCAGGACUGGAUUGUCCUAGUGAUCCUUUUGAGAAUGACCACACCCAGCUAGUGAGAUGGGUUAUGAGACUGAGCAAGUAUUUUAAGAAGAAGCAAGCUCAGCACAAUCACCAGGAGAAGAGAGAGAAAGAAAAGAAGAGGAAUGUUGGGAAGAAAGCAAUGAAACUGCUUCAUCUUAAAUCUAUGACUGGAUCCUAUGAUAAUCUUAGAAUUAACGAACAGAGUAAACAUCAUCAGUAUGAUGCCCUCCACUCCUCCAGUGCUACUAGUGUGUUACAAGGAACUGGUAGUGGAUACACGUCAAGUCAACAGUCCUCACCAACAAGCAACCAUGACGUUGGUUGGAGUAGAGAGGUUUCUCCUGAUCACAAGAGGAAGUCUGGAGUGACGAGUGAGGCUACUCCUUCAUCGAACAAAAGAGCACAGUUAUUAGUAACAGGUAAUAACAACAGGCUCAGGACUGAUUCCGGAGCACCCAGUACUAUUGAUAGACCUGUGAGUCCUUUAGCCGGUGACAGUGGUCACGUGAGUCCCAGCUUCCAGUCACCAUCAAGGAAAGGACACAAGAGGUCAAUGUCUUGGAGACAGCAAAUAUUUGAAAGUGUCACCCCAAACAAGACUGACUCUAGAAAAUCAUCUUUAAGGGAAGUACUGGAGCUAGACUUGUCUCAUAAGCCGCCAGUAGGAGCCCCAGUAGCAGCUGGACCUCAAAGAGAAUCAACGGAUGAAGUGGAUGGUCCCAGUGGAGCGUCUGCCACAGCCAGGAGGAGGUGGGAAUGGGCCAUACAACAGCAGCUGCUACUAAUAAGAUUGGACAAAGCCAACCAAUCCGUACUGAUGGAAACACUCACUAGACAGAAACUGAGUUAUGCUGAGUUAGCUCUUGACACCAAUGUAAUGACAAGCGUUUGGAACAAAAUACUUGAAAAUACAAAUGAAAUUAAUAAUGAGGAAUUAUUGGCUUCAAUUAAAAUGGGUAUACCUGCUAAGUUGAGGGAGAGGGUGUGGCGGUUAUUAAUAGUACGUUAUAAAUCUUCCAGUUCAGUAGCUGCCUCCUCUGGUUACACAAGAUUAAUUAAUAAUGAUCAAUUCAUUGAUUUAUACUCUCAACAUACGGAAUAUGAAUCACUUAUUAAUGCUGACCUUGAUCGUACGUAUCCUAAGUACCAGUAUUUUUCCAAACAAGUCAAACAUGGUCGUAUGUCACUGUGUAAUGUAUUGAAAGCUUAUUCUGUAGCUGAUAGAGAAAUAGGCUACUGUCAGGGACUAUCCUUUGUCACUGGUCUCUUCCUAUUACAUUCCAGUUCUGAUGUGGAUGGUUUCAAUAUGUUAAGUGACUUUAUGCAUAUCUAUGGAUACAGGGACAUCUACUCAUCAGAUAUGUAUCAAUUACAGAUUAAGUUGUAUCAGUUCUCAAGACUGGUUCAUGACUCACUGCCUGCGUUACACGUUCAUCUUGAGGAUCAUGACGUUACUCCAUUCCUUUACGCUGCUCCUUGGUUCCUUACUUUAUUUUCGUCUCAAUUUCCUUUAAAUUUUGUAGCUAGACUAAUGGAUUUAAUUUUAUUUGAAGGAGUCGUAGCAAUAUUUAAGGUUGGAUUGGCCAUCUUAACGCACUAUGAAGAGGAGAUCAAGCAGUUAAAUGGAAUGGAGUCAAUCACUGAUUUCAUCAAAGUCUCAAUACCACAUUCUGUAGAGGACAGUGUAUCCGAGAUAUUACACACAGCUGUACAAAUACCGGCUCAAUCAUUGGCCAUUAAACUGCAGACAUUUGAAACUGAGUAUCAUGUGAUGCAUGAGAUAAUGGCAACCUUUCACAUGAAGGAGUCCUCAUCAAGUGUCAGUGAUACAAAUGAGCUUUUGAGAAAGCAGAAUAAAGACCUGAUAGAGCAACUGGCAGUGUGUAGAGGGGCAAUAUUGAGACUUGAAAGCAUGGUAACAAGUUUGAAUGAAAGGGUAGAAGAACAAGAGAAAAGAAUUGAAAAAUUGGAGGUUAAAAGAAUUGAAGAAGAUAAUGAAAAUGUUGAAUUAUUUUAUAGUGCAAUUGAUAUUAACAAGAAAUGAAUGAUACAUUUUGUGCAGUUGUUAUUAUUUUUAAAGUGAGAGUGUCAUUAUUGAUUAUCAAUUACUA